Messenger RNA from Phaeoacremonium minimum UCRPA7, 528 nucleotides. Its product is annotated as putative camp phosphodiesterase class-ii protein. The transcript has a single exon. NCBI's taxonomy places the organism in Eukaryota, Fungi, Ascomycota, Sordariomycetes, Togniniales, Togniniaceae. Gene Ontology annotation, molecular function: 3',5'-cyclic-AMP phosphodiesterase activity. Gene Ontology annotation, biological process: cAMP catabolic process. The record is from RefSeq and is a predicted model, not a curated record. The coding region runs from base 1 to 528 and encodes 175 amino acids.
AUGACUGCACUAGCUGGUGAGGUGGAAGCUGCGCGCGCGACAAUCAUGAGGGAAGCGAAAGAGGCCAGAGAGAGAAAGAAGAGGAAACGGGAAGGAGACGAGGGGCUCGUCAGUGGGAGGCGGAAAACAGCUACUUCAGGACCCAGAUACAGCGGUGACAGUGGUGCCAGCGAAGACCCGGUCAGUCCCAAGACGGUGAAACCCGGAGAUCGAUCCGGAUCGCAGCCGUCUAUCGAGGAGCAUAUGCUCGGCUUCGACAGCCCACACAUCGCGACACCAACAGCAGAGCUGAGCUUGAGAGAAGCAGAGCUGAGCUCCAGCAUACCGUCUAUCAGCGACCUUGUCGCCGCAUCUUCAGGCCCGCCCCUCAAGGGGUUGAAGGUCGUCGUGAUUCACGUCAAGGACAAGCUCAUCGAUGGCUUGCAGGCCGGUGACAAGAUCCUCGAGGAACUCAAGGAGCACGAUGAGGAAGCGCAGCUAGGGUGCGAGUGGAUCAUCUCUUACCCCGGACAAAGUCUCUACUUUUGA